AUGGUUACGACCAAAGUACGUGUAAUGAAUCGGGACAAUAAAAGAGGCGUGAGAACGCAGAGAACGAGGGGGGGAAUUCUGAAGUUCACCAGGGAAAGGAGAAAAGAGGAGUCAAUAGAGCCAUCAAGUAGCUUGGAGAAGAAUCGAGUAUUAGCAGACACUCUUCUGUCCGCUAAUGAAUCUAGAGAAAGAAAGGUAAGGACGCUAAUCGUCCUAUGCACGUUUGGUUUUACAAACGUGGGCCGCAAAAGGCAGAAAACGAUGCUGCACUCUCAAUAUCACAAGAUCCAGAGGCAGUAUACGGGUCCCAAAGCACUGAAGAGAACCCUAACAUAGAACGAAUUAAAGAGCAGUAAAUAAUUUUUAUAGGAGCGACAAGCAGUGAGAGUAUUAAGUAUAAGGAGCUGAAUGACAUUCCAAAACUUAAUAAUAGUCCCCUAAAAAUGUUUAAACACUCUAAAUGUUUUUAUCACACUCAAAAACAGUUUAGCUUUUGACAUCAGGUUCUCCCGUGUAGAGAUUUAAUAACAAUUGAACAUAAUAGCAUUCAUAUUCUGAUAUUCUAUUUUAUUAAUUUGAAAAAUAAAUUCAAGUUUUCUGUUUUUAUACACACUUGACCUCAACUUCACCGUGACAAGACAGCAAUGCUAACCCAUUCAAUUUAGUCUAUACUCACAAACCAUCACAUGUAAAAACAAUUUAAAUUGAUAUUUUUUUUUUGAAAAUACUAUUGAUUUUAUUGUUAUUAUUGUGUAAUGAUACUCGCGAAAUGACAAAAUGACUUAAUGUCGGUAUAUAAUGUUAUAUAAUUUAACUGUUAAAAAUACACGAGUAAAUUGCUAUAUAACAUAACAGUUUACAGGAUGUGUGAUCGGUUAUGUGCGUGUUUAUACAUAAAAAAAUAGGCAAAGAUCAAAAAUCUAUCUUUCAUAUCCACCCCUCCCUUCAAAAAUACGCCACUGUAACAGGUAUACAUUAAAUUGUCUAUAAUAGCGACUGCACCCGUGCCUGUUAUACUGGGACAUAUUUUUAGUCUUUCGAGUGCAAUUGUGUGUAAUUAGUCGGUUUCAACAGAAUAAUUUGUAAACCAAUAACAUUUAUAUUAUGUAAUAAUUUCGCUAUACUCAUUUGAAAUAUUAUAUUAAUUAUCGUUAAAGUGACUUUUACUUCGGCCAGUUGGCCGACGCGUCGUACAAAUUUAUCAUCAAAGAAUUCACGCUGGUGUCGGAAACCACCGAUGAGCUGAUGAAACUCAGCAAAGACGAGUUCGAGAGUAUCAUCGAAGACAACCAGUUGAACGUGAAACACGAAGAAUGCGUUUGGGAUGUUUUGGUGAAAUGGGUCGACGUGGACCCGGAAAUCCGGAAGAACGAUUUAGUGUCUUUGUUGCCCAAAGUUCGUUUCGGGCUCAUGGAUUCCAAAUAUUUCAUCGACAAUGUAAUUAUCAUCCCGCGUACUGCAUUGCUGGUCACCGACAUUUUCGACUGGGAUUUUUGAUUUUUUUUUUUUUUCUUUAGAUCUCGAUUUUCUUUGAGUAAAAAUAAAUCAUUAAAUUAAAAUGAUGAAAAGCUAAAUAAACGAAAAUGGGUGCAGUUUUGGAAAGCCUUAAAUCCGUUUUAAAUAUUCAAACGAUUACCCACGCGUCCUGAUCAGUAAAUAUAGAUCGCGUGGUUUUCGAAAUCAAUGUUGAUGAUGCCAGCAUUAGUCUUGUUCAAAAUACUUUUCAAAUGUAUUCAGAAUACGGUUUUGAAUAAACACUUGUGUAAAUUGUAUUUGAAUACUUUAUUUUAUAAGCACUUAACUAUGAAAGCAUAUACAUUUUUGUUAAAAAUAUUCCAAAUACUUUUUUCCCCUAAAUACAUUUUAUGUGCCUUGAAAAGUAUUUACAUUCAACGAUUUAAAAACAAACGCUUAAACUUGUUUACGAAUGUUUAGUUAAAAAAGUUGAAGAAUUUAUUCAGACAAGGUUUCGAAUUGAAAUUGUUAAUUUCGGUUUCUAGUCUCGGGGUUUUUGAAAAAAAUUUGGGUGUUUCAGGUGUUAAAAAAUCUGUGUGAAGGUUGAAAUGUGAAGCUUAUUAUGUUAAUUUUAGCAGUUUAGGGGUAGGUAGAUAGUAAACACUAUACUUAGUUAUUGAACUAUAAUAAUAUUCUUAGGCAGGGACAUUAUUUGAGGGGAUUUGAGUAUACUUUGGCAGACCUAUAUUUUGAAAUGUAUUUUUUGUGGUCCGCAUAAAAUGUUAGUUGUUAUUAUGGCUAAAGAAACAGGAGUGUUAGCAAGAUAAUAUAGUGCGCAUCGAAACUGACGUGAAUUGGAGUAAAUCGUGGUACAAUGACCGAAGUGUUUGAUGAAAAAAUAAACUAUGGCCAUAGUUUAGUAAUGUUACUGUAAUUUUAACAAACCUAGUAUUUCCAUAUUAAAAUGUAAAACAGGAAUACACGAAUAAGAGCGAGCGAAGCGGACUGAAAAUGUUCUGAAAAAUCGGUUUGAUUCAAAUGUUUACAUCCCUAUUGAAGAACUUAAACGGCGUCCGUGUUCUUAAGUAUAAUAAGAAAUUAUAACACCGAUAGAAUAAACAAAAUAAUUUUAUGUUAUUGAAUAAAAAGUCUUUAUGAAGUGUUCCCAAACAUAACAUCUGUUAAGUACAGAUGUUACAGAUACUUAGUAUCAGUAAAAUAUUUAAAUUGAAGUUUUCGAAUAAUUAAUAAGCCCGGUCCACAGAGACGUAUUUACAUUUUCGGCACACUCGAUCACUGUUAUUUUCAUAAGAAAAAAUGCGUUAUUUAAAAAUUAAUUGUUUUUUUUUUUUUUUUUUUUGUAUUUUACAAUAUCUAGAAAAGGCUAGUAUAAGUAUUUCGUGAAAAUGUUCGCUCUCUUCGAUGAUUAUUUUUAACCGGUUUACAAUAAAGAAUUAAAUCGAAAAUAACGUUUUAUUUACCACAGUUUUUUCUAGUUUUUCCCAAUUAUUAAGAAUACUACACGAAAAAUCAGAAAAAGACUUUAAAAAAAAAAAAAAAAACUAGAUCCAAAAUGCAAUGAAAAAACUCUUUUUUAUCUUUUGAUAGGAGUAAGACAGUUUACAGGCAGUGAAAAUAAUUAUAAAUUAAAAAAAAAAAAAUAAAAAAUACACAUUACAGUAAAACCAAUACGUUUCUCGGUACGCCCAGAAUCUAAAACAACGUUAUUUUACUGCGUCUUAAAUCUUAAAUAAAGGAUCGCGACGUCCGACGCCGAUGUCCUCCGCGGCCACUCUUUCAAUACGUCCCUAGACACCGGAAUGGACUUGUUAAUUAGCCGUGUGACCAGACGAUAUUGUAGCCAUAAAUUAUAACCGUGCCAUUUACGGGUUCGCCGUGAUAAUAUUUUAUUGUCCUCUCGGUCACAGGUCAAGGACCACCGUUACAUACAAAACCGAGCCGACUGCCGGCCGUACAUAAUCGAGACGCUGAAAUUCUUGUACGACCUGCAGCUGACGUCGACCGACACGAAAAUGAUGGCGCCGAUGCUGGCCCGGCCCAGAUAUCCGGUCGAGGUGCUUUUCGUGAUCGGCGGCUGGAGCGGCGGGAGUCCGACGUCCGCCAUCGAGGCGUACGACACGAAAUCAGACCGUUGGACUCGCGUGACGGACGAAGACCCGUUCGGGCCCAGAGCCUACCACGGCACGAUCGUCAUGAACCACUACAUCUACGUGUUCGGGGGAUUCGACGGUCUCGAGUAUUUCAGCUCGUGCCGGAAGUUCAACACGGAGACGGGGACAUGGGAAGAAGUGGCACCGAUGAACAGUAAAAGGUAGGCGCCUGCGCGUAUUAUUAUUAUCGUCGUCGUCGUCGGAUUUCCCCCGAAAACGGAUAUUAUCACACGAUAUGUUGUGUCCCGGUAGAUCUGUCUACCGUCUUGAUGCGUUUCGUCUAGAGUUCGAAUUCGGGAAUUCGAGUCUUUUUUUUUUUUUUUUUUUUUUUUUUAGAUUCGUACACACUUGCGGACCCCAUCCCCCGAGAAAACGUUACGUUUUGUAUUUGCACGGUAUCACUAUCGAGAAUGCGCUCUCGGUUGUUUCGGCUUUCGACGUUCUCUACGAUCAUUUUUGUGCUUAGAUUUUGUUUAGGAAACAGUGCGUUUUAAAUGCUCUCGCACAUUCAUAAAAUCAAAGGAUUCGGUGGAAAUGUGUAGACAUAAACAUAAUCGUUGCCGAUGACGCGCCCCUCUAAAAGGUUUUCAAACUUCUGACCUUCGACAUCGUCGCUUGUGUCUGUACGCGAGCGAAAAUAUCGAUUUCUAUGAGGUUACGGAAUGAUUUGUUCGCUCGGGAGAGCGAAAAGGCGCAGUUAAUCUUGAAAUAGGGCAAGAACAUCGUUGGACGUGGUUAUUCCGUGAAGGUCAAUACGAGUGAUAAAUAAAUACAAAUUUACAUACACCGAUUAACGGACAUUGCAAUGGCGCAAGUCGGCCGGAGUAAAUUUGACCCCGGCGACGGCGUUCUGUUGUUACUCUUGCGAUUUUUGUUUAGUGUUUAAACUAACGGACGUCUAAAUACUUUUUUUUUUUUUUUUUUAAUUAUCAAGAAAUAUCUGUUUUUAGAUGUUACGUAAGCGUAGUGCUGCUGGACGGAUUCAUUUACGCGAUGGGCGGCUUUGACGGUCACCACCGACUGAACUCCGCCGAAAAAUACGAUUUCAAACGGAACCAAUGGACCAUGAUCAAACCGAUGAACGCUCAGAGGAGCGACGCCUGCGCCGCCGUACUCAAUGGUAGGUGUAUAUGAGCCGGGAAAGGGCAAAAGUCGCCUCGAAAUGAGCGUUUGGUUAUUUUAGAUACUCGACACUAGUUAAUUCGCGCCGUCAGUGCGAGAGGGCUGUGUAUUGAAAAUUGUAAAUUUUUCAAAAAAAAAAAAAGCAUAUGUUUCUAACUGUAAAGCGUUAUCGCACUAACAGUGCGAAUUCGUUGAUAAUUCAAAAAGAUCUUUAAUGGAAAAAGGCCGCGUUUUAUUUUACAGUAUUUACAGUUUCUAUGCAUUUCAGUAUAAUAAGUUUAUUACGUAAUACGGCGCAAAUGGUAAUUAUUUAUUUAAACUAUUUUUCAAAUUUAUUUCCUCCGUUUUAGUGCAAUCGUUUUCAAUUUUGAAUUUGAAAUUCACCAACUAUAUUCAAAAUGCAAAAUGCGAAAAAAAUUAUCAUUUUUUUUCGAUUAAAGCGAUAUUUGUAGUGGUAGAGUUUUUCACGGAGAGAAAAAAUUUAAAUCGCCAGUCGAAACCGGUGCAUCCCUCGCUAUGUUCAGAAUCUAAAACGCACCGUAGUAAAACCGAGCAUACGCUUAGAAUCUGCGAAAAGAAAAAAAAAAAAAAAACAACAACGCGGUAAAAGUCAUCAGAUAGACCGCGAACGGAACCCGGAAAAUAUAAAACGUACACAGUGUACUCCCGAUUAUCCGCUGUCUUCCACGGAAUCGUCUACAUACCUGUAUGUAUACAAAAAAAUACACGCGUAUUGUGUCUUUCCGUUAUAAAUCGUUACGGGUGAAUUUGUCAUAGUCGAUAACUCGACAACGACGUAAAACACGUUUUAUUAAAUACACAUCACGUUAUGUUCCUUUAAUAAUACCAGACCCUCGAAUGUUGUACGUUGUACAUUUAGCGCAAUUUCGUUUUUAUUAUAAAAUUUACUUUUGCGGAUUAUCCGCGGAUGUCCUGCCAUCCUGUUCCGCGGACAAUCGGCAGUACGCUGAUAUUUAUUCCCCGGCCCAAUUCAACACCGCGAACGCCCGUUUACUGGGGACCAGGACCCGGGCGAGUUUCGCGAGUGCGCGGUCGGUCCGCCGUAUCGUAAACCCGUAAAUAGCGCACAAGGCAACGGGUAUUGUUGCGCGGUGAAAAUGGGAGGUACCCGCGUAAUAAACGCCCGGGAUACCUGCCCGACGCGCCGUCUCGAGUGCCGCGACACCGGGCGCUUGACCGUUUCCGAAACCCGCGUCCCCGCCCCGCCGGACACGGUCGUUUUCGUAACGCCCGUUUCGCGUAGAAAUCCGAUAGCGUUUUCGCGCGGGCCGCGGCCGCGAACUCGACGUUCGACCUCGCGCGGCGUUUUCGCCGAGAGUGUGUGUGUGUGUGCGUGUGUGUGCGUGUGCGUGUGUGGGGGGGGUGGGGGGUGGACGGGAGGGGACACCGGUGGCGAAUCGCCGUCGCGCGGGCCGGACGCCCGCGGCCCGCCCGGCGAAACAACGCGUCAAUACCGUGCGACCGGUCCGUUGCAGGGAAAAUCUACAUAACCGGAGGGUUCAACGGCCAGGAGUGCAUGAACACGGCCGAGUGUUACAGCGCGGACGCGGACGAGUGGUCCGGGAUGCCGUCGAUGACCAGCCGGCGCAGCGGCGUGUCGUGCGUCGCGUACCACGGCCGGCUGUACGUGCUGGGCGGUUACAACGGGCUGGCCCGGAUGAACGACGGCGAGAAGUUCGACCCGGCCACGAACCGGUGGUCGCCGGUGGCGGACAUGUGCAACCCGAGGAGCAAUUUCGGCGUCGAAGUGCUGGACGACAUGAUAUUCGUGACGGGCGGCUUCAACGGCAUCACCACCAUAGCCAGCGUGGAGUGCUACAACGACCGCGCGGACGAAUGGUAAUGCCAACGACAGCGUUCCCCCGGUCCGGCCGCCGUUUACGCGCGCGCGCGCGUUAGUUAUUAUCGUCGUACGCGCGCCGUACGAGUGUGCGAGUGCCGAGACGGCGUGCCGGACCGCCGCAAAAUACGCGCGCAGAGACGACGCAGAAAACGCGAUUUCGAAUGUUACUGCCGCGCCGUCGCGCAAACGCGGAUCGAUUAACGGGCCCCGUUAACCGACGUGAUCGGCCGUUUUCGGUACGUUACGGCUACCGGACUUCCGUAGGUCCGCGGAUCCGUCCGUCCCUCUCUCCCGUCAUUUCUCCUUCUCUACAAACGUCCGUCCGCCCGCACCCGCCAUACUCGCGUGCGUUUGAUCCCGGCGACGUCGCGUAUCGCGUCGCGUCCGCAGAGACACCUAAUAUAGCGGAAACGCCGAAAGAUCGACGGACAAUACGUGUACUCCGGAGACGAGAGAGAAAAAAAAAUUAGACGAGUGAUGGGCACACCGAAUGUCACCGAGACUACGACAACCGAUUAGAAUACAACACGAGGCGGUGGGGGAUUCGGGGGAGCGAUUCGCGCCCCUUUCGUCUUUCUCGCGCUCGUAGCUCUAAUGUUUUAUUUUCAUUUCAUUAGAAUUAACGCGAAUCGGCUUUUUACGAAAUAGUACAAUAUAGGAAUAUAAACACGCGUUAACGAUAAAUUACCAGUAGUAAACUAAAAUCUAAACUUAAUAACCAGAGUGAUGAUAAAAGUAAACGUAAAAUAAACCGUUGAGGAUGAGAGAACAAAAAAAACCAACGGUAAAAACCAUUGUUAACGAAAAAUGUGUUUCGGAACAAAAUUCUGUUUUAAAUACUUUUGGAGGGCCGUAAUAUUUACGAUUUUCGUCAAAAUUUGAUUAUAAAACUCUUAUAAAAAAAAAAAAAAUACAAAGACUACAAAACACUGUUCAGAUUUGCGCAAUCAGAAGUAAAACUACUGAGAACAUUAAUUAACAACUUUCUUAUUCACUAACUAGAUUAAAAAUGCCACAAAUUUUUGGUAGAAAACAUCGUUUGUAAAAAUUAAAACAAUUAUACUGAGACGCCAAGUUGCCGUUAAUAUUAAUCAAUUUCAAUUUUUUAAUUUUCUCAAUUAUUAUUAAAACUACAUUGGAUAUGAAAAAACGACUUUCGUUUCAUGGAAAAAAAAAAUCGAUUUUUUUGUCAUUUUUCAAUCGGAGUAAUAUUUCUGGUAAAAAAUAUGAGUUGAAAAAAUUAAAAACAAUGAAAACGCUAUUCCGUGAUAUUCCGUAAAUAUUUGCCGUUUUACCGACAAUUUUCUUUUCGGUUGUUCUCGAUUAUUUUAGAAAAUUAAAAAAAUUAUUUCCUUAAUGCACCAACUAAGGAAAGUUUUCUUUCAAAAAAGUUGCUACACUCGAUACUUCGGAAUAAGAUUUCUAGUAGAAAAAUCGUACACGGGCAGAAAAAAAAAACCGCACACACGCACCGUGGUAAAACCAAUAGAUCCCCCAUUACGUUCCGGAUCUAAAAAAAACAAUAAAACGCGUUCUUCCGUACCGAAAGUAUUAUAGUACGAGGUGUGACUAUUAAACAACGAGACUGUCCGCCUAGACGGCGCCCUAGACGGAUAGUGAAAAAAACGAGUAAUGCGUUGGGUAUCUAGAUAUCUUAUCUAUGCACGUACCAAAACACGUUUCCGUCGCUAUUAUAGUACUUGUGCAGUAGUGGUUUGAAACGAACGUGUUGUUUUUUUCUCGAAAAACACGAGCAACGGAUAAACGUAAAAUUUUCUCGUUAAGCUAAAAAAAAAAACUCCAACCGAGUGCUAUAAGUUGUUGAAAAAGGCCUAUAGUGAGGAUUUCCCAUCUCGGGCGCGUGUUUUCGAGUGGCGUAAAUUAUUUUCUGAAGGUCGAGAGUGCGCCGGAAUCAUCCAAUUCAGUCGUAAUCCAAAUUCAAAACCGUUUUAUUCGAUAUCAACGGCAUCGUGAUGACGACCGAAUGGGUUCCAGAGGGUGAAACUGUGAACCGACAUUAUUACUGUUUGACAGUUUCGGCAACAUUGCGCGCCCGAGUUCGUAAGAAACGGCCGAUAUAGUGGAAAAACGGGUCGCGGAACUCGUACCAGGAUAAAGCGUGAAGCGUUAUUCGGCCGCUCAAGGCACUCCAGUACUCGAACACGCGUCUUGCUCACCCGACUUGGCACCCUGCGACUUUUACUUGUUUCCGAGGAUAAAGUCUGCCUUGGAAGGAACCCGGUUUGAGUCGACGUGUGAAGAGGCGAAACGAAAAUCGGCGGAACUCCUGAACGGUCAUACGAAAACAGACUUCCGGCGCUGCCUCGAGCGACGGAAGGGACGAAUGAAACGGCGUGCGGCGAGGGGAGGGGAGCACGUUGAAGGGGAGCAUUCGAAUGUAGAAUAGUUUUUAAAAAUAAAACCAUUUUUUCAUGACCGUUAGUCGUUUGUCAAUAGCCACGCCUCGUAUGUUUGAAUUACGCAUCGUUUUUGAAAGUUGGGGCAUUCCUAGAAACGUCAGAUUCGUCGUGAGAAAGAUAAAAAAAAAAAAAAACACCCACGUAGUAGUUUGUAUUGUACUGGAAACACGAAAACCUAGUGAUUUCGGGAGCUUCGUCGUAUCGACCAUUAAUUAAACUCCGAGUGGAACCGGUACCGUACGUACCGCGUCUGUCCGAAUUUCGGCAGCGUGAACAAUAGGCCCGCAAUCGCGUUUUCGGUCGGCGGCGUUUAGCCGAAAACCAGAGGAGCUCGUAGUUUUAGCCGACGCACCGUUAGUCCGUUGGCCGCCGGGUCCGUCAUUGGGCCCGUCGCGAACGCACGACGUCGUCGGGACACUGCUUAUGCGUUUGUAUAACUCGCGCGUCGCCGUUCAUGUAUCCGACCGGAUUGCGCCGCACGUCCGCCUCAGCGCUCAGGAGUCGUAGUAAGUGUAGGUGUGUGUACCUGUGUGUUUCGCAAAGGUUCGAGGCGAAGAACAUGCAGAUAUUCAGGUCGGCGCUGUCGUCGUGCGUGGUCCGAAACUUGCCGAACGUGGAGUACUACAUGCCCGAGGACAGGGACAAGCUGUCCCAGGACAGCCCCAGAAACUUGGAACGGAACAGCCGGUACAGCAACAACACCAGCAACGACGACGACGACGAGGACGACGCGCGCCGCACCGCCCCGGAGAACAGGUCCAUUAUCACCGACAACACGCACGCAAUAGACUCGCGCAACGUCGUCGUCAUCGAUGACGACGACGACGACGACGACGACGACGACGACGACGAUGACGACGACUACGACGACGACGACGACGACGACGAUUUAGAGUUGGUCGACCCGUAGGACGUGCCCGGGGACGGCAACGCGUAACGAUAAAAUUCAACAACGCGUAUCGCAUACGUAUUUGUGUCUAA
Cinara cedri is the source of this 10013-nucleotide messenger RNA. NCBI's taxonomy places the organism in Eukaryota, Metazoa, Arthropoda, Insecta, Hemiptera, Aphididae. The record is from the annotation of a GenBank genome assembly.